UCCUAAGGGGGCCUGUUCGCCAAGGUUGUUCAGAGCAGUUCUCUCUCACACAGCUGGGGCAAGGAAUUUCGGAGACCGGCCAGAGGCUGGGACCAGCUGGGAGCUGGGCGUAAUCAACCUAAUGUCCAUGUUUUUCUUCGGGUGACAGAGUUCUUUAUUUUGCAUAGAAUGGUGGGGAGGACCUGGAGGGGAGUUUUAACUCCAGGCUAUUUUGAGCUGUGUAACUUUCCUUCAGACUCUGUGUGUAAGAAUCUCUGAGGGUCCACUUCAUCCUCAUAUGGUCUCCUGGUCUCCUCCCUUGAAGUCGACACUCGUCUCAAGUCUCCUUCAGCUGAGUCUACUCCGCCUUAUGACUCAAAAUGUCUCACACGGAUUUGAUUUGUAACUCUAGUGUUUAAGCAUAAAGUACUCAUCUUCUGGCAAAAAAUGAAUCAUUUGAGCCUGACAGAAUGUGUCAAAAGAAAGCCACAGAGUUUGGACUGUGCUUUAUCAAAUUAGUGUAUUGAACUGUAAGCAUUAACACUUGUUCACUGUCCACUAUCUCUCCAAGCACUACACUAGAUGCAGGGAAUUUUAUGGUAGAUAUGAAGAAAUUUGUCAUCCAAGUUAUGUGCUAGCACUACCCCAGACCUGUGUCUUUCACAGAAAAUUUAGGGGGCAGCUAUGAUUAUCAUCACCCCCACUUCAUAAAUGAAAAACAAAAGAGCCUCACCCAAGUAUGUGCUAUGCCUAAAGUCACACAGUGGAUAAGUAGCAGAACAGAUUCCACAUUCCUUGAAAAACCUGGCUCCAAUAUCUGUUAUCUCUCUACUCUGCAGACAGCAGAGGAUAUUAAAAUACAGAAAAAGGAACUAGAAAGGCUGAUGAGAAAGAAAUGUGAUGGGAGAAGGAGGAGAGGCAUAUUGAGCCUGAUUUUGAGGGGAAGGAAUAUAGGAAAUAGGAAUGAAUGGGGUGGACAGUCCCUGAAAGGGGAAUACACAAAUGGAGCAUGAAUAUGGCAAAACGAUUUCCACACUUAGGGAAGAGCAUCUAUAACAGGGAAUAAUGAGAAAGGAGCGGUGAAGGAGGAGAGGGUGAAUCUACAAAGGCCUCAAAGCAGAGACGUUUAACACGGUAAAUUCACUAAAACGGAAAGUCUGAUUACACAAGUGUUUAAAAUGUUUCAGGGUAUGAAUGCCAAAUCGAUUGUUGGGUAGAAAAUAUAUUUAGAGACACUGAAGAAAAAAUUUCAAAUUGACUUCGGUCCAGUUCUAGCACUGUACCCUCAUACACCACAGCUCUGUCAAAAGAGGAGCAAGCUUGUGCUCUGGGCUUGUAGAUAUGAAACGUCCCAUACUUUUCUUUUCUUUCCUUCCCUAUAGGAUAUGCUUUCCUACAUCAAUCAAAACGGGCCGUUUACAGAAGGCAUCUUCAGAAAAUCAGGCAAUAUACAAUCACGCAGGGCCCUAAAGGAGAAACUAAACUCUGGGGACAAAGUGAACUUGGAUGAUGAAUCCAUUCUUGUGGUAGCAUCCACCUUAAAGGAUUUUCUUCAAAAUAUUCCAGGAAGCAUAUUUUCAGCCACUCUCUAUGAUAAAUGGCUUGAUGUUAUUGAUCAAGGGAAUGAGGAGGAGAAAAUAACUGCGACCCAGAGGCUUCUAGACCAGCUGCCAAGAGCCAAUGUAGUUUUUCUGCGAUACCUUUUUGGAGUGUUACACAACAUUGAGCAACAUUCCUCAUCCAAUCAGAUGACAGCUUAUAUUUUAUCAGUGUGUAUGACCACAAGCAUUCUUGGUCUGCUUAAUUCUGGCAGCACAGCAUUCGAAAACUUCACCAAGAAGAUUUCUUUCAUACAAUUUCUCAUUGAAAACUGUCUCAAGAUAUUUGGAGAAGAUAUCACGUCUCUCUUUGGACCGAAGUCAGUGAGUUGUGAUACCAGUGAUAGCACUGACGUCACUGAUAACAGUGAGAAGGUUGCAGACAAGAAGACAGUUAGCAAGAGUUCUGUCAAAACCUGGGCCUUUUGGUGUAGCUCCAGGACUCGCGAGGACAACCAACACCCACCUCUACCACCCACAAAGCCAAAACAGCUCUUUGGAGCUCCUCUUGAGGAUGUAUGUGAUAACGACAGCCUGCCCACCCCAAUUCUGAAUAUGCUUUCCUACAUCAAUAAAAAAGGGCUGUUUACAGAAGGCAUCUUCAGAAAAUCUGGCAAAAUACAAUCAUGCAGAGCCCUAAAGAAGAAACUAAAUUCCGGGGACAAAGUGAACUUGGAUGAUGAAUCCAUUCUUGUGGUAGCAUCCACCUUAAAGGAUUUUCUUCGAAAUAUUCCAGGAAGCAUAUUUUCAGCCACUCUCUAUGAUAAAUGGCUUGAUGUUAUUGAUCAAGGGAAUGAGGAGGAGAAAAUAACUGCGACCCAGAGGCUUCUAGACCAGCUGCCAAGAGCCAAUGUAGUUUUUCUGCGAUACCUUUUUGGAGUGUUACACAACAUUGAGCAACAUUCCUCAUCCAAUCAGAUGACAGCUUAUAAUUUAUCAGUGUGUAUAACCCCAAGCAUUCUUGGUCUGCUUAAUUCUGGCAGCACAGCAUUCGAAAACUUCACCAAGAAGAUUUCUUUCAUACAAUUUCUCAUUGAAAACUGUCUCAAGAUAUUUGGAGAAGAUAUCACGUCUCUCUUUGGACCGAAGUCAGUGAGUUGUGAUAACAGUGAUAUCACUGACGUCACUGAUAACAGUGAGAAGGUUGCAGACAAGAAGACAGUUAGCAAGAGUUCUGUCAAAACCUGGGCCUUUUGGUGUAGCUCCAGGACUCGCGAGGACAACCAACACCCACCUCUACCACCCACAAAGCCAAAACAGCUCUUUGGAGCUCCUCUUGAGGAUGUAUGUGAUAACGACAGCCUGCCCACCCCAAUUCUGAAUAUGCUUUCCUACAUCAAUAAAAAAGGGCUGUUUACAGAAGGCAUCUUCAGAAAAUCUGGCAAAAUACAAUCAUGCAGAGCCCUAAAGAAGAAACUAAAUUCCGGGGACAAAGUGAACUUGGAUGAUGAAUCCAUUCUUGUGGUAGCAUCCACCUUAAAGGUAAGGAAAGUUUGAGCCUUAUCCACACACAGAGGAAAUCUGAAGCUGUAUGACUGGUCCUUCUUUAUGACUGCCCAAGAAACAUAAGAGGCGUAAGAGAGGAAGGAUUUGAAAAAGUGAAAAACACUUCACAAAGCCAAAAUUGAAGGAAGGUACCCCAAAGAUGAUAAGCCCCACAUAUUAGAUAUUUUCCUUUUUCAUUGCACAUCUUGACUCCUGAACACUCCAUGCAAAAGAAUAAUAAUAAAUUUCGAAAUACACACUUACACAUAGAGUGUUUACCAAAACAAGCUUC
This is a messenger RNA of Cervus elaphus (red deer), 3354 nucleotides long. RefSeq names its product T-cell activation Rho GTPase-activating protein-like. Bases 1365 to 3074 code for a protein of 569 amino acids. The record is from RefSeq and is a predicted model, not a curated record. The transcript is spliced from 11 exons. NCBI's taxonomy places the organism in Eukaryota, Metazoa, Chordata, Mammalia, Artiodactyla, Cervidae. Gene Ontology annotation, molecular function: GTPase activator activity. Gene Ontology annotation, biological process: regulation of Rho protein signal transduction; signal transduction.